Molecule: messenger RNA, 975 nt
Organism: Dipodomys spectabilis (banner-tailed kangaroo rat)
Lineage: Eukaryota; Metazoa; Chordata; Mammalia; Rodentia; Heteromyidae
Gene: Dnajc5b
Product: DnaJ heat shock protein family (Hsp40) member C5 beta
Exons: 5
Coding region: 126-725 (199 amino acids)
Source: RefSeq, a predicted model, not a curated record
AUAACCCAUUGGCUGAUAGAGUAACAAAUGAGAAGUAACCUGACUCCAUUGGCCUGCUUAACCCUGCAGGGAAUGAUGGGAAGGGGCAGCCGUUUGCUUUGAAACAGUGGAAACAGCCUGGGAAAAUGGAAGAUAACAUAUCUAACCAAAGACAGCGGACCAUGUCAACAACUGGAGAAGCUCUAUAUGAAAUCCUUGGUCUGCAGAAGGGAGCAACAAAUGAAGAAAUUAAGAAAACCUACAGAAAAUUGGCCCUGAAACAUCAUCCAGAUAAGAAUCCAGAUGAUCCGGCUGCUGCUGAAAAGUUUAAAGAAAUCAACAAUGCCCACACAAUACUCACUGACACGACGAAGAGAAACAUAUACGACAAAUACGGAUCUCUAGGACUCUAUGUGGCUGAACAAUUUGGAGACGAAAAUGUUAAUACCUACUUCAUGCUAUCAAGCUGGUGGGCAAAGACCCUGUUCAUCAUCAUUGGCCUCUUGACGGGCUGCUAUUUUUGUUGUUGCCUGUGUUGCUGCUGUAACUGUUGUUGUGGACGGUGCCGGCCCAAAUCAUCAACGUCAGAAGAGGACUUUUAUGUGUCACCGGAGGACCUGGAAGAACAGAUCAAGACUGACAUGGAAAAAGAUGAGGACUUUCCAGUUGUUCUCCAGCCUACCAAUGCAAAUGAAAAAACACAACUGAUCAGCGAAGGAGCUCGAAGUUACUUCACCGACUCUUAAUGCUGGGGCCUGCCAAGGGUCCACCUUCCUCCUCUCGGUUCAACCAGGGUCUCCAGGUGGCUGUGAGGGAGGGCGGGACAAGAAGUGCUGUGAAUGCAGACACAUUUGUUAUCAAUGUUAAGGUUAGAGAAAGAUGAUUACUACAUAAUCUUCUCAGUAUGAAGACUUUUUCUUUGAGUAGAAUUCCUAAUAAAACACACCUAGUUUGAUGAGUAAAGAUCUAAGGAAGCAUUUGAAGCUGCUUGCGAGG